Molecule: messenger RNA, 1082 nt
Organism: Anolis sagrei ordinatus
Lineage: Eukaryota; Metazoa; Chordata; Lepidosauria; Squamata; Anolidae
Gene: C1QBP
Product: complement C1q binding protein
Biological process (GO): regulation of complement activation; negative regulation of mRNA splicing, via spliceosome; cytosolic ribosome assembly
Cellular component (GO): nucleus; mitochondrial matrix; cell surface
Molecular function (GO): complement component C1q complex binding; transcription corepressor activity; kininogen binding
Source: RefSeq, a predicted model, not a curated record
GGUGCGCGUUCUCCUCUCCUCAGGCGGCCAUGCUGCUCGCUCGGGUCCUGCGCUCUUCGGCUUCCGCGGCGCUUCGGCCUUUCCAGGCGCGGCCGGGCGCCUCCAGCCUCGCUCCUCGGCUGCUCCCCGCCGCCCGGCCCUUCACCCGCUCGCUGUGGCAACUCCAGGAGCGCAGGCCUCGCCGAGGAGGAGGGGGAGGCCUCAGGAGCUUGCCCUCCGCCCCCUGCGCAUGCGCGGGCCUCCACACUGAAGGCGACAAAGCUUUUGCGGAGUUCCUGGUGGAUGAAAUCAAGGAGGAGAAGAAGAUCCAGAAGCACAAGUCCCUGCCCAAAAUGUCCGGCGGCUGGGAGCUGGACGUCCAAGGCACCGAGGCCAAGCUGGCGCGGAAAGUGGCUGGCGAGACGGUCACGGUGUCCUUCAACAUCAACAACAGCAUCCCGCCGAGUUUUGACGAGGCUCCGGAAGGACAGAAGCCGGACGAGCAAGAACCGGAGCUCACGUCGACCCCGAACUUUGUUGUGGAAGUCACCAAAGACGACACCAAGCAGACCCUGGUGCUGGACUGCCACUACCCUGAGGACGAGGUCGGCCACGGAGAGGCGGAGGAGGAGAGCGACAUCUUCUCCAUCCGGGAGGUCAGCUUCCAGCCCAGCGGAGAGUCGGAAUGGCGGGAGAACAGCUACACCCUCAACACGGAUUCACUGGACUGGGCGCUGUAUGACCACCUGAUGGACUUCUUGGCUGACCGAGGGGUGGACAACACCUUUGCGGACGAGCUGGUGGACCUCAGCACGGCGCUGGAGCACCAGGAAUACAUCCGCUUCCUGGAAGAGCUCAAGCGCUUCGUCAAGUGCCAGUAGACCACCCCCACCCCCAAGGAAGGAAGGAAGCUGGGGCCUGGGAGUCACGGUUGGGGCUUUGAAGGCACGUCCUGGUUGGAGAACACAUCCUUGGCCGUUCUGUGGACCCGACCGACCCGUUUUCAGAUGUGUUCAGGACUGAGUUUAUUGCGGGGAGGUCUCAUUUUGUACACGCCAAGAAGGAAAGGGAAAUGAUGUUGGAAUAAAAACAAUUGCAACACA